AUCAAUCGGUCAAUGGUGCUGAAAAUGUCAGAGAGCAUUGAAACUUAACAAUUUAGACUCUAUAAACCAAAUCACAAUAUUUUUACAAAGUUAUCGUUUCUACCGCUUAACAUUCAUGGCUUUGUUAGUGCGAAGAAAUUUCAAUUAAAUAAAACGAUUUAGAAAAUCAAAUAAUUGAUUUCGAUUGGCUGCACAAAACAUCGUGAUUUUUCCGUACAACAUUUUUUUUUCUCCACCACCAUCAUUCUCUCUCUUGAUUCGAUACGAAAAUGUUGAAAUUUGAUGAAAAAGAAAUAAUUUACAUUAUUUAAAUUGUGUGGAAAAUCAGAGAAAACAAAAUAUAUUUAUAUAUGGAUUUGUUGAGAAAAGGAGGGUGCACAGCUUGACUGCAAUGAGCGGAAAAUCGAACACAGGAAUGGCGUUCAACGCUAGUGAUGUAACAAUGCCAAACUGUGGCGGCAGUAGCAGCACCAGUAGCACUAGUGCUACCAACAGUUUGGCCAAGGGCACUAAUUUUAUUGAGCGUAAUAAAAAAUGGCAAAUGGAACUAUUAAUGGAACGUUUACGAUCAAAAUCUGCACAAUACAAACCGUUACAGGACACAUCACGAAAUAUAAGAAUUGCCAUGCUGGAAAAACGAUAUGGAUUGGAUAUGGUUGAAAAAUCGAAUUUGCAAAAGUGCUUGGAUCGCAUGCAAUACUGCAUUAAAGUGACGACGCGUCAAGGUUUAGUAGAACGAUUAGAAAGUUUAUCACGUCAAUUGGGCCUUAAGUUUUCGGAUGACAAUCUGAAUUUGUUUAUUUCGUCGGAUAUGUUUUAUUUGGAAAUCAUACUUGAUAGCAAUGGAAAGGUGCAUGACGUAAAAGUGCAUCAUGAAUUUAAAAUGGAGCAACAAUCAUGUCAAGAGCUAGUGAGCUGUUUGCUGAAGGGUGAUUUCGCCGAUUUUACUGCUCAACUGGAAGGAUUGACAUCGAUUUAUCAGCUCAACGCCGAUAAAAAGACGAAAAGCAACGCAUUUGUUGCACUUCAAGCGCUCGAAAGUGACCUACAAACAUUGUAUUCAUUAUAUGUAAAUAAAAAAGAUCCAAAUGUGCUAGUUCAAUCACCAGUUGGCAUUUUGCAGCCACGUCGUGGUGGCCAUCCGAUGCGACUUACCUAUUUUGUGUCACCAUAUCAAUUGCUUGAUGUUGAAAACAGCACAUUAAGACCAUUAACCGUUGAAUUGAUACAUGCACAAAGUUCAAUUGGAUUAAGUGUGACCGUGCAUCUAGAAGCGGCUUCUUCAAACAAAUUACAAAUCACACCGAUCGUUAAAGUACAAGAAGAUGGCCAGGGUAAUCGAAUACCGGAAUAUAAAACAAUCAGUGCCGAUAAUUCAAUUAUGUUGCCCGCAUACUUUGUAUUACGUUUGAACAAACCGAUUGUAAUUGGUGUUAAUUUGUUACGUCAAAUUGAACAAAUUACACGCGCCAAAUUUCCCGAUGAAAUUUUAUCAAAAGCAAGUCCAAUUUUAAGCCUUAUAGGAUGUCAUGGAAGUGAUGGUCAAAUAACAAACACUUCAAAGGGUUUAUUUGUUUCACUCACGGACCAAACGCAUUGCUACUUCUUAACAGAAAACAAUGAUUUAACGGGUGUUGUCAUAAAAAGUAUUCCAUUCAUAGAGCCAUCACAUGUUCCACAGAUUUUGUUCAUCCUUCGACAGCAAUCUCUAUUCAAUACACUGAUAACUAGUUGUAUACGUACCUCCAAUUACAAAUCAGAUAUAGAGAAUACAACCAUAUUUGAAAUUAGUGUGUUAUCAUGCCAACAUAUUUCGAUUACACUGGAACAUCCAUAUUUGGAAACAAUGGCAACAAUUGAGCUUGAUCUAACGAAUAUGCCAAAUAUAAAAUGCAACAUUUUUGCAUUGGGCGGUGAUUACAAUUCCAUUACAUCAGGACUGUCACGAAUUUUACAAACUUGUGCAUCCAUACCAAUCACAGUUCGCAUGUUGAUUAAAUACUGGGAACGUGAGCACUUGAAUAAAGUGCGUGGUUUAGAUAACAACAAUUUGAGCUUAUUUUGUAGCCAACCAGGAAAUACUAGUGCCAAUAACGUCAUCAAAGCAGCUUUUAGUGAUUUAGAAAAUGGUACAAUUAAAAAUAGAGAUGUGUCCAAACAUAGGGAAUUCAGUGGCGAUUCUCAGCCCCAGCAGCGUUCAAUGGGUGAUGAUUCAAGUGAUGGAAAAGCAACGAAACGACGACGGUCCGAGGAAUUUGAUUAUUUUCGUCGGAAUGAUGCUACGUCAAAAGACAUCAGUAAAGUUGACAUGUUUGCGAGAGUUCCACGUAUUGACAGCGCUUCAAAAGACGCCAACAAUCAAUCGUCCGACGGUCAAUUCAAAUCGUCCCAGCGGUUGGCAGAAGAUACAUUUCGGAACUCAGAUGAAUUGAAAAGUUCAAAAUUGUCAAAAGCAAACGUUGAUUGUGAUAAAGUAAAAGUGAACAAAUCCGAAUCCUAUGAUCCAAAUGGAAAACGUUUAGAUGGUUCCGAACCGGUAAAAAAGAAACAAAAGCGGCCUCGUGAUGAGAAAUCAAGUGAUAGCGGCUCAAAUUUAUCGUCAUCGGUUAGCAUUACGCCGAUUGCAUCGAUGCAAUCAUCAGUAUCAACGUCAUUAUCGACUAUAGCCCAAUCGACCAGUGCAUCCAGUUCAGCCACUUCGAAUUUAAGUUCCGUACUGGGAACAUCAACACAAAAUCUACCACAAGAUCAUUGGCCACCACUUCCAUCACAGCAACAUCAACAGCAACAGUCUAUGUAUCGCUUAGAGCGUAGGCUGCCUUCCAUUGAAAUAAUUCCGAUAUCUUCGCAGCCGACACAAAACCUGAAAUCAUCCAUAACAAUUACGCCAAUAAACUCAACGUCAAAAAACAGUAGUAGCGCUGGUGCGAGCAGUGAAAAGCGCACUGGCGCAAAUAAUGGAAACGAACACAGUAGCAGUGGUGGCGGCGGCAGCAGCAGCAGUAGUAAACGAUCAUCGGAUAGUCUCUCAUCAUCGGAUAGUGGGCGACUUAAAUUAGAGAAGAAGAAAAAACGAAAGCGUGAGGAUAGCCCGAUGGGACCACCUGAAAAAAUGCCAGUUACAGUCAGUAUUAAAACGUCUGAUGGGUCACCAAUAUCACCGUCUGGCCAACAAUUGCUUCGAAAAUUUAACUCGUCUCCGGUGCUACAGCAAUCUAGUAAAAUUAGCUUAAGCAGCACUUCGAGCAAAAUUAGUCCAAAACAUUCGCCACUUAGCGGAAGCAGCAGUCACAGCAGUCCGAAACAUCAAAGUCUACCAAGUCCCAAAGGAAAUCACUACAGUACAUCAUCGCCGAAACAUUCGAGUUCGGCGGGAUCGGGAAAACCAAGCAUGUCCACACUUAAAUCAGCAACUAGCUCACCAAAUUCCAAAUCAAGUAUCGGUUCGUCCGGCGAUCGCAUUAAAACUUACUCAUCCUCAUCGAGCCGCGAUAGACAGGACCGAGAAAGAGAUCGGGACAGAGACAAAGACCGUGAUCGCUAUAAAUAUUCAUCGGGCAGCAAUAGUCCGAAACUAAAGGCAAAACUAUCCACAUUCAUCCCAGUGGAUAGUUUAUUGGAUGCAUCGUCAUCUAGCCAAGACUCAAUAAAAUCCUCUGGAAGCAGUCAGGCUAAUAAAAAUCGCAAAAGUUCAUUAAGCGCUGUGAUAGAUAAAUUGAAAUCAGCGCGACAUGUGAAUGAUGAAUCGCCGCCAAAUACACCAACUCUAUCGACGCCAUCGCAGUCGAUUGGUGCUGAUGCAAAUAAUGUCUCUUCUGCAUCAACUGGCCAAACUGUUAGUAAAGAAAAAUCCGCAUCGGCCAAUACUCAGUCACUGAACUUGCCUAAUGUUUCAUCGAUAUCGAUAACUUCGGUGAAAAAUAAUAGCGAAUACAUGGUUAAGCAUAGUUCAGAUGGCAUGAAGAUAACCAUUAAUAAAACGCGAACAAAAGACAUGACAUCGCCAUCGUCUAAACAAAAUUAUCAGCAUUCAUCGAGUUCCAGUUCAAGUGGCAGUGGUUCAAAUUCACCCAAAACACAUACGGGUUUAAAGCCUGGUGUAAAUAGUGGACCUGCAUCGAAAAAACCGCAUGCAUCAUUUCAAUCUUCUCAGUCGGAUUCAACAAAAGACUCGAAUGGAUCACAAAAAAGGCCAGUGUCACUGGACGGAUCAAAUGCCAGCAAUCAAUUAUCGAGUUCAAACAGUACACCAUUUAAUUCUUCAUCGUCUAUCAGUAAUAAAUCACUCAUAUCAAAGUCCAGUUCAUCGGGUUCGUUGAACUCGUCAUCUGCAUCGCUAUCAAAAACAUCAUCUGCACUUAAUUCAUCAUCGUCAUUGCCUAAAAGCUCAACAAAUUUAAUGGAUAACUAUAAAAAAGAUAAAAAUCGUUUUCCUAAUAAAAGUGGAUCCGGUAAUGGUAACGAUCGACCACCAACAACAAAUCGAGAUGUUAUGAAAUUGCUCGGUUUGCAGAAUCCAUCGCAAACUCUUGACGUAUUUGGAAAAACGUGGGAUACAAAAUAUCAAAUACCCAAAUUGUCAGCACGUUCAAGUGCCAAUGAUAAAGAUACAUCGACAACAAAUACAUCUACAGUUGCUGCUUCACCAUUGAACACCCAUGAAACCAAUUCAAAUAAGUCAAUGGUAAAUUUUAUGUCAAGUGUGCACUCGUUCGGUGGAAAUCAAAUGCUCUCGAAUAAAAUUCAUGGAGGCCGAGCAUCUUCUGUUUCACCCAAAUAUAAUUUGAAUACGGAUAGCAUUUCAAAUUUUAAUAAAGAUAUUCACAUCUAUAAAUCUAGUUCAUCAGAUGCACUUCAGCAUCAAUCACAGUCGAGUGGCCAUCACAUUCAAUUACCCAGCAGCAGUGGAAAUAAUGCCUUUGCUUCUUUGCUCCCAAAUAAAUCGCCACUGCAUCAUUCGACAUCGGUGAAUACGACAUCGAAAAAUUUACUAUCAGGAACAUCACAACUAAGCGGUUCGAGCAAAAAUAGCAUAAUCAAUACUGGUUCAAAUAUUAUGGGAACGGCCACAACAUCACCAUCUACUAAGGACUUGAUUAAUUUCCAGGAUCAAAUGAAAAAGAAUCGUCUGCCAUCCAAACCAAGUGAUAACUUUGCCAGUAGCACCAAUUCGUUAAUGAAUCCAAAUCAAAUGCGGAAUAUGCAAUCGUCAGCUGUUUCAUCGAAUCAAAGUUCACAAGCGGCACCACUAAGGCGACCAGUCAGCGGUAAUUCACCACAACAGACCUUUUCUAAAGAACUUUCCUCCGAUAACAACGGUUCAGUGUUCUGGGCAUGAUCACACUUCACACCCCCUACGCUGCAAUUCUGUGUAAUGUGCGUGAAAUAUAAUCAGCGUUUUCAAUUCAAUAUCUUCUUAAGAUCAA
Contarinia nasturtii (swede midge) is the source of this 5426-nucleotide messenger RNA. It is a transcript of the gene MED1, whose product is annotated as mediator of RNA polymerase II transcription subunit 1. Gene Ontology annotation, cellular component: mediator complex. Bases 392 to 5338 code for a protein of 1648 amino acids. The transcript is spliced from 18 exons. Gene Ontology annotation, molecular function: transcription coregulator activity. Gene Ontology annotation, biological process: regulation of transcription by RNA polymerase II. The record is from RefSeq and is a predicted model, not a curated record. Lineage: Eukaryota; Metazoa; Arthropoda; Insecta; Diptera; Cecidomyiidae.